This is a messenger RNA of Cygnus olor (mute swan), 3330 nucleotides long. RefSeq lists its product as uncharacterized. NCBI's taxonomy places the organism in Eukaryota, Metazoa, Chordata, Aves, Anseriformes, Anatidae. Gene Ontology annotation, cellular component: centrosome. The record is from RefSeq and is a predicted model, not a curated record. The transcript is spliced from 14 exons. The coding region runs from base 1067 to 2857 and encodes 596 amino acids.
GACAAAAAAAAAAAAAAAAAGCCACACUCAGAGCUAGUGACCAUGCCUUGUCUGCUGGUACCUGCCUUCCACCGCACCAUGCUCUUUUCGAUGAUGGCUCAUUGUUACUUUCUUUGGAGGGAGCUCCAGCCCUUCCGAUUGUCCUUGCUGGUCCUGUGUUGGGGAUUGAGCUGAUGGAACCUUUGCUCUUUGCUGGGGUACCCGUCUCCUCGUUCCUUCUGCCUACAAGACUUUCUUGAGGAGGCUGGCUUUAGCAUACUCACUGUUUCUGCAGAUGUGCUCAUGGGGUAGAGGGAUGUAGGGCUUGUUGAGCAGAGCGCUGGAAAGUUGAGAGCCCUGCCUAGUGAAGCCUUCUAGGACUGCGAGUGUGUGGGGGAGGAUGCAUGUUCCAGGUGCUUCCCGUUGGAAGGCCUUGCAGCAGCUCCCAUGCCACGUGCCACGUGCUGUUGAGAUCUUCCUUUGUAGAUUGUCGUUUGCUGAAUGAAGUUCAUCACAGUGCGACUGGGGCAUACGAGGGGCUCGGUGUUGUCUCGCGAAGCAAAGUGGUGGCUUCUCCUUGUGGCCUCUGACAGAGUUGGUUUGCCCUCUGCAGCCAUGUGCUGAGUGCACGAAGCUCCUUCGGCCUUGCUGCGCUUCCCUUGCCUGCUUCCCAAAGUUUCUCUCUGCCAAGCGGAGGGUGGCUGAGGUGAGAGAUGGAGGCAGAGCUGUCAGCACCGCCCCCUCAGGGGCCUCACUUUGGUCCCCUGCCCAUGCUGAGGCAAGAUGUGUGUGGCCUGGGAGGUGUCGGCCCCUUUGUGACACGGUGGGUGUCAUCAUGGGGCUCGGCUAUAAAUCCCCGUCCCCGCCGUGCCCGGCCACACUUCCCAGCAAGGCCUGGGAGGUGUUGGAGCUGCUCUCGCCAGCGCUGCUCUGCUCCACAGGAGCUGCUCUGCCAGCAGCAGAAGGCGAGGGGAGCCUGUGGGAGAGAACGCUGGUUGGGAAGUGUUGAGGAGGAGGAGGAGGAGCCAAGGGAGUUUUGUAGCAGGAAGAGCACCUCUUUCCCAGCUGCUGUAAGGCAGGGGCAAAGAUGAAGCACUACCUGCUCUUCAGCCCCUUGAAGCCUGAGGAACUUUCAUUAAUUAAGGAGCUCACCAGCAAAGAAAUCUGCCAAGUGUGGGAUAGUACAUCCAAAUACAUCAGAAGGCAGCUGUUGCGGAAGCAGGCGGUGAAUAUUGGAAUCGGAACAUUUGCCGUUGUGCCAGCAGAUACCACUAGUGCCGAUGGCAAGGCUAUGGUUGUUCAGAAACCCGUGUUCCAGCCCUGCAGGUUUAUGAAGACAUUUUACAAGCUCAAGUGUGCCGAGAACGAAAUUUCUAUCGAGACACUAGUUGCUCCGCUGGACUUUGGGCAGAUUGCCUCAGACAUCCGCUUCCGACCACAAAUAGUAGAGCAGUGCAUCCACGAGACCCUGCUUCUCUUCGCUGGUGCCCUCCUGGAAGAAAAGGAUGUGGAAUUCUUCUUCAAGGGUAUCGGCAUUCUUACUGUGCGAAGAAAAGUGGUCACCAUGAACUUCUACACUGAGUUCCUGCUGGAGGUGGAUGGCACUAACAACAUGUAUGAAGCUCUUCUCACGGACUCCAAGAUGAUGGAUAUGAUUGCAUUUGACGGCAAAAAUAAAUAUACUCGUAUCAGCGGAAAUAGUUUCAUCACACUACCAACGCUUAUACUUCAGAACCCGCACUGCAAUCCGAUUUCCAUCAAGCCCAAAAGAGAUCCGCAGCCUUGGGGCACGGGUGGCCGAAGAGUGAGUGUGCUGGACCCGGUGGUGCUGGCUCAGAGGAGGGUUUCUCUAGCCAAGAUGGCAGAGAAGAAAAGAAAGGAGGAUAAAACCAAGCAAGGUGACCAAGCCAGAUUCGAGCCACCAAUUCAUGAGAGGUCUGAGGAGGAGCUGAAGAAGCCAAAACCUCCAGCUCAUCCACAGCCUAAGCCCCCUGAGCGCCUGGAUAAUCCUCAGGACCCUCCAACAACGAGGGCGCCCUCUGUGCGUGCUCGGAUGGAAGAAAGACGGCACAGAAUACUGAUGGCCCACGAGCGCAAAGAGCUUGAGGAUGAAAUCUGGGGAGAAUACGAUGCAAUCCUACGGAGUAGGAGCAGGGAGCGAGAAAAGAACCCCGUCUACCACCUGCUGGAAUGUGGCCGACGUCCAUCCUGCCUGUUGAGAAAGGAAUACGACAAGAAGCUGAAGGAGAGGAUGAAAGAGAAUGUCGGAGGCCAAAGCCCUGUGAGCCAGAAGGCAUCAGAUGGGUGGAAGGAAGAGCCACAGCUCCCCAGAUUCGAGCCACCAAUUUGUGAGAGGUCUGAGAAGGAUCUGAAGAAGCCAAAGCCUCCAGCUCAUCCACAGCCUAAGCCCCCUGAGCGCCUGGGUUUUUCUGCUCAGAAAACUGCAACCACGGGAGUGUACUAUAUGCGCACUCUGAGAGAGGAAAGACGGGAACGAAUACUGACGGCCAACAGGCUCAAAAGGAUUCAGGCUGACUCAUGGGAUAAAUACGAUUCCAGCAUGCAGAAGCUGAUCUUUGAGCAAAGACAGAAGAACUUCCACCACACUGUGGACUGUGACCAACGUCCGUCCUUCCUCUUAAGAAAGGAGUACAAUGAGAAGCUGAAGGAGAGGCUGAAUCCGAAUGUGAAAGGCCAAAGCCCUGUGAGCCGGAAGGCAACAGAGAGGGGGCAGGAAGAGCCGCAGCUCCCCAGGAGAGCACAGAGAGAGAAAGGGGAGAAGACAAGGCUCUUGGACCACCAUGGGAAGGCCCAGGGCGUGCCGUCCACGCCAGGAAACCACGAGAGGCCCUGCAGCUUCCAGCUGCAGAGGCCGUAGCCAUCAACUCCAACACCAAAAGCUGAAGCAGGCGCCAGCACCAGUACCAGGGACACUCAAGCAGAAGCUCCCACCGCUGCUCAUGGUGCUGCCCCCUUUGCAGUGUGAGAGCUGUCAGCAAGGGGUGUGAAGAGCACCUUCCAAAGGCUGACCUGACAAAUAAAGAGUGCUGGUGCCUGCUGCCAGCUGGACUGACCGCGCUGCUCCCUGCAUGGCCUUUUUUUUGCACAAAAGAGGAGAGGAGAAGCCCUGCAACUCCCAGUACUGCUCCCAUGGUCCCUCCCACCUCUCCCGGUGGAGGGCAGCUCGUGCAGGGGGACCUUGGGCCCUGUGGCAGAGGGCUUCUCCCAGCGCUGACGAGAACCAUCUGCCGCCAGGGACUUGCUGCUUUGCAGCAAUGGCCGGGAAUGACAAGCAGGUUUCUGUCUGUGGUACACCUUCCUUGACAUCCAUUUUACAAUUUGUGGGCCCAC